This is a messenger RNA of Gorilla gorilla gorilla (western lowland gorilla), 4362 nucleotides long. It is a transcript of the gene CMC2, whose product is annotated as C-X9-C motif containing 2. NCBI's taxonomy places the organism in Eukaryota, Metazoa, Chordata, Mammalia, Primates, Hominidae. Bases 175 to 561 code for a protein of 128 amino acids. Gene Ontology annotation, cellular component: mitochondrion. The record is from RefSeq and is a predicted model, not a curated record. The transcript is spliced from 5 exons.
GGUGGAGCGGUGGAGGGCGUCCCUGGGUUUCGGCGUUUGGCAAGCGGUUCAGCUGUCUGCUCCCUGGCAGCCGGCCUUCGGGUUGGGCGUUUCCGUCGGCGACUGCCGCUUCAGUUCUCCCGGUGUGGCCACGAGUCGGGUUGCACUGCUGUGAUCCAUCCUCAUCUCCUAAAGAUGCAUCCUGACUUAUCUCCACACUUGCACACUGAAGAAUGCAACGUCUUGAUUAACUUGCUUAAGGAAUGUCACAAAAAUUUGGAUUGGGAUCAUGUGUUUUCGGAAGAAGACCACAGAGGAAACGUGCAUCAUAUCUGCAAUUUAAUUGGUUCAGAAGAAAAGCUCGGAGACAGGCUCUCCUGUGUUGCCCAGGCUGGUCUCAAACUCCUGGCUUCAAGCUGUCCUCCUACCUUGGCCUCCCAAAGCGCUGGGAUUACAGGCAUGAGCCACUGUGCCUGGCCUGAUCCCAGUUAUUUAAUUAAUAAAUUGAGUGAAUUAUAUUACCUAAGAUGUCUUCUAGCCCUGAGUUUGUGUAAUUCUGUUUUGGUCUUUUUUGUAGAUUAGUCUUCCUGAAUACCCCUGUCUGUGCUGGAAUGCUGCAGUGCUCUCCAACCUGCUUGAAGUGCAUGAGUGUUUUAUCUCCAAAUAGCCUACCUUGCUGUGCUUUUAUCAUUCUUUCUGUGCUUUUAUAGUUCUGCUGUGAUCUUUGCAGACAAGUGUUAUUUCCACAGCUUUCAGGUGUCUGUGGGUGGCUUCUGAUCUACUGGCCUAUUUUGCCUAAAUUUGUUAGCAAGACUUAGAUAUUCUUUCCAUCUGAAGGUAAAAUACAGAAUUUAGAACAGCUGAUUUCGUCAAAGCUACUUGGAAAUCCUUAUGUAUUUUUUCUGAUUUAUAAAAGUAAUAUGUAAAUAAUACAUAUCAUUUUAGAUAGUAUUAAAAAAGUAGGAAAGUAUAAAGCAAACAAAAAUUACCUUUUGUUCAACCAUCCAGAGAUAAACUCAUUAAGUACUGGGUUUUUCCACCAUUUAAAAAUUUUUGUAUUUUCCCUUUUUCUCUUCUUCUUAUUAGCAUUUUGAAAUGCCCACUUUUCUUCCAUCGUGAGAAAAUAAAUACAUAAGAUUCCUUCCCAUAAUCCCAGCCUUCUGGUAUCUUGUGUUAGCGUCCCUUUCAUAGCUAACUGUUGAAAGAAUACUGCUUUCUUCUUUCAGGUUGGCUUCUACCCUCACUAGGGUCCCAAAACUUUCAAAAUCACUAAUGACUGCACUACUGGCAAAUUUGGUGGAUGUUUUCAGUAGUUACCUCACUUUUCUCCCAGCAGCAUUUGAUUUCCUCUCAAAACACUCUUCCACAGGCUUCUACCAUAACUUUCUCUUCCCUGGUUUUCCUUAAGUUUUUUUGGGCACUCUUCAGGAUAGCCUAGGCUACACCUUCCUGCAAAAAAUCAUUCACUUUCCUGGUUUCAGUAACUCCCAAAUCUGUAUCUCUGGCUCAGAUUUUCUCUGAGUUCCAGGUUUAUCUCAGCUAGAUAGUGGACUUAACUGUUCCACCAAUAAACUCAACAUGUCCAGAUACAAAUUUAUCUUAUCUCUUUUUAAAACUUCCACUGUCAUUCUUGGCUGAAAGCCAGUGUCAUCUUUAAUUCCUCCAUCUGCCUCACCUCUUCCUGUGAGUCCUUACCAGGGCUGUUUGUUCUCUUCCGAAUCUCUCUUGAACCACUGUUCUCCUUUGCCAGUGCCACUGCCAUAGUCCAUGGCAACACUUUUAUUGGGGCCACCUGUAAAGGACUUCUAUCUGGUCUCCUGGCGGUUUUGUUUUCUUUUUUGCUUAAAUCAAUUUUCCACCCUGGAUUUAGAGUGAUCUUUCAAAAAUAAAUUUAAUCAUUGUUACCUUUUUUUUUUUUGAGACGGAGUCUCACUCUGUCGCCCAGGCUGGAGUGCAGUGGUACAAUCUCAGCUCACUGCAGCUGUUAGGAAUCUGCAUUUUAUUUAUUUAUUUAUUUAGUUUUGAGGCAGAGUUUCGCUCCGUCGCCCAGGCUGGAGUGUAGUGGCGUGAUCUUGGCUCACUACAACCUCCGUCUCCCCGGUUCAAGCAAUUCUCCUGCCUCAGCCUCACGAGUAGCUGGGAUUACAGGCACCAGGCCAUUAUGUCCGGCUAAUUUUUGUAUUUUUAGUAGAGAUGGGGUUUCACCAUGUUAGCCCAGGCUGGCCUCAAACUCCUGACCUCAGGUGAUCCACCCGCCUGGGCCUCCCAAAGUGCUGGAAUUACAGGCAUGAGCCACCGCGCCUGGCUCAUUGUCACCUUUUUAAUAGAUCCUUUUGCCUAUACGAUGCGUUAUAAAUGUAUUGCCUUGUGUUUCAAGUCCUUAAUGAAACUCAUCCUUGAGUAGCUGUUAGUCUUCACAACUCUCCCACAGCUCCUUCCCCUUCAUUCCUGUGGUUUUUUUUUUUUUGGCAGGUAUAUGGGAGAAUGAUAUUUCUGUCUUCCAAGCCUUGAUUUUUCCUUUGCUGAGCUUAGUGCAUUCCUUCUGGCUCCACUUACUGUUUGCUAAACCAGGUUUUAUCAUCCUUCAGGUUUUCUUCAGGUUAAUUGGUCGUUUCCUUUUCCCUUUCCUGGCCUAGAUUCUCCUGGUGCAGUCACUCUAUUUGAGUAGCAUCAUACAUAAUAGCUUUUCUACUUCGUGGUAGUUCUCACACUUUUUGGUCUCAGGACUCUUUUGCACUCUUUUAACAUUAUUUAGGAUUCUAGGGAGCUAUUGUUUAUGUGGGUGAUAUCUACAAUAUUUAUUGGAUUAGAAAUGAAGGCUGAGAAAUUAAGAAAAAAUUAUUUUAAAGUUACAAUGAUAAAUUAUAAUUUUACAUGUUAAGAUGACAUGUUAGCAUAGUUAUUUUUCACGAAAAUCUUAUUUUUCAAACCAGAAAAAAGCGAAAAGAAUUGCAUUGCUUUUCAUUUUUUUAAUGUCUGAAUUAAUAAAAUAUACCUGAAUUCUCAUGUCUGCCUCUACAUUCAAUCUGUUGUGAUGUUAGACUUCGUGUAGCCCCGUGAAAACUCCACUAUACCCUUGUGAGAGGAUGAAAAUGAACAAAACAAAUGUUUUUGUAUUAUUGAGAAGAUAGUUUUGACCUUGUACAUUCCCUGAAAAGGUCAGGAACCCCUCGGUGUCUCUGGACUGCACGUUGAGAACCACUGCUUUAUGGCAAUCACUUCUUAUUUGCCUCUUUCCCUCUGACUAUGUACUGUGAGAGUAGGACCCAGAUCCACCUUGCUUACUUUUGUGUCCCUGGUACCUGGGACAUUGUUCUUUAUGUAAAAGGUUCGCAGAUAUCUGUUGAUUCACUUAUUCAAUCGAUUACUCGGUUGGUUUGGUUUUCAAGAAAUUGACACCAGGCACUAGAGACUCAGUCCAUGUAAGUACAAGAAAAUUGUAGCCUGUGGGCAUUUCUUCUACCAAUUUCUCUGGGGCAUUUGGGUCUAAUAUUUUUCAUGUAACAUCACAAGAGUAUAAUUCUCAUUUUACCUUAGUUAAUAUUGAGGUAAAAGGAAGCAUAUAAAUUAGUUUUUGUCAUGGAUUUUUGAAUUAAGAUGUACAUAUAUGGAAUGAUAUGAAUAAAUGUCAACUAUGUAAUAUUGCCUUACAUUUGAAAAGUCUACUUGACUUGAAGGCGUGAAAAUGCAUUGUCAUGUUUAUUUGUUGUCAAGGAAGUAGUAGUAUAGGAAAAUACACAGGAAAUAUUUAUUCUUUGGGAAUGAUAGAGGAAAGAAAAAAGUAAAAUAAAAAUUAAGCACAAAAAGUGUUUUAAAUUAAAAAAUUUAUUCUGGAAAGGUCAUUAGGUAACAAAUAGGAGACUUUAGUCUAUGUUAAAUGCUUUGUGGAAAAACUGACCACUUAUUCAGUGUGGAAUUGAAACGUACAUUUAAAAUGGUGGUGAAGCAGGAAAAAAAGAAAUAGCAUGAGGCAUAGCUUAUUAAUUAUGUGUUGUCUGGUUUCCAUGAAAGCCUUAAUUAGAACGAAAAGGAAAAGAUUUGCUUAUUAUUACAACUACCAAGUUCAGCAUUUAUGACCUGUCAUUAUAAAACAGAUCACCAUGAUGUCUGACCCACCCUUGAAAAUCGUGAAGUGCAAACACACUAAUUAUGUUCCUACUGAAAUUCAGGUUCUUAACUUCAGGCUUCAGCUUAACCUGCUUUAGAGCACUCAUACUUUUUGCCACGAUAAUACUCAUAGGACUAGAAACAACUAGGAGAUUUUAUUUUAUUUUUUAAAUCAGACUGAACGUCAGGCAGAUUUCCUUAUAUUGUAAAUUAGUGGCUUAUUUAUAUGACCUUUAUAGGGCAUCUAAUGAUAGUGGUUUUUUUCUUCUUUUUUUU